UUUUAAGUGGUGCUUCAGGUUUUCAGAGGUUUGUGACUUACUUUGGCAUUGCUAGGACUUGCUAGUUCUUGGGGCCUAAAAUGGAUGGUGAAGCAAAAUCUCCAUGCAGUGAGGCCUUAGAGGGCAAACCUCCUGUGCAAACAAAAGAAUCUGGAUCCCUAAAGUCAAUCUUCUUAAGAGUUACUCAGAUCUGGCCUCUUAAAUAUGUGUUCAAGAUACUGAAGAAGAUUCUGUCCCUAGCUGGACUUUCUCCAAAAAUUGAAAAUGUAGGAACUGCAGAGUCUAAAUCUCCCUAUGGCAGACGAUUUGUGAGUGGAAGAAAAAGGCUUGGCCGCUUUGCUCGUCUUCUGCUCUCACUUGCCCCUCAAAGACUACAGUGUGCUCUGGGCUACCACUCAGCAGAAAGUAUAGGGCAGUCUGCAGGGUCAGAUGAUGUCAGGAAGUCUCCUCUGAAGCCAUGUGGAAAGGGCAGCAAGAGGAAGCAAGAUGAUCUUGAAGUAGAAGAGCAACAAAGCUGGGUGGCAUUAAUGAAUGAGGAUCUUCCAGAUGAAGAUGAGGAAGAUGAUCCAACUUAUGAACCCAGUAAUACAGACACAGACAGUGAAGAACACCAUUCCAAAAAUGACACAGAAAGUGAUCUUGAAGUUGAGGAAAAAGAAGGGGUCGUGAUGCUCAAGGAAUCUCCAGCAAAGAAACCGGAGGCCAUGGUCAAUGGUGACCCAUCAAAUAAGGAGGAAAAGCAAAUUGAUGAAAAGCCAGCCAAUGAAAAUCAGAAAACAGAUGACGAACAGCAUACUACCAACCCUUCUGCAGAAUAACUCGUGUGGCAUACAUACCAGCUUGAAUGGUUCAUCUGCAUUCUCUGAGUGCUAUUUCUGUAUUAUAUGGACACUUCUCUUGCCAACUUUUUUGCUAAUGUAUCAAUAAAUAUUUUUCACUGAA
Xenopus laevis (African clawed frog) is the source of this 942-nucleotide messenger RNA. RefSeq lists its product as uncharacterized. The transcript is spliced from 7 exons. Bases 81 to 818 code for a protein of 245 amino acids. The record is from RefSeq and is marked predicted. NCBI's taxonomy places the organism in Eukaryota, Metazoa, Chordata, Amphibia, Anura, Pipidae.